Bicyclus anynana (squinting bush brown) is the source of this 3725-nucleotide messenger RNA. It is a transcript of the gene Vps4, whose product is annotated as vacuolar protein sorting-associated protein 4. The coding region runs from base 173 to 1495 and encodes 440 amino acids. The transcript is spliced from 2 exons. Gene Ontology annotation, biological process: endosomal transport; vacuole organization. Gene Ontology annotation, molecular function: ATP binding; ATP hydrolysis activity. Lineage: Eukaryota; Metazoa; Arthropoda; Insecta; Lepidoptera; Nymphalidae. The record is from RefSeq and is a predicted model, not a curated record.
UUAUAUUUUGGCAUGGCAACACUAAUGAUGUUGUCAUAGCUAAAUAAAUACCUACUCCCAAAUCUAAAACGAAUUUUCAAUAAUUUGUGGAUAAAUUGAACCUAAUUUAGUUGAUUUUGUAUCGUUUCUAUUUUCUAAUUAUUAUAUGUUCUGAAAAGUUAUUAAAUCAAAGAUGGCUUCAUCUAAUACCUUACAGAAAGCAAUCGACCUUGUCACUAAAGCUACAGAAGAAGACAAAAACAAGAAUUAUGAAGAAGCCUUACGACUUUAUGAGCAUGGUGUAGAAUAUUUUUUGCAUGCAGUGAAAUAUGAGGCACAGGGUGAAAGAGCCAAGGAAAGUAUUAGAGCUAAAUGUCUACAGUACUUGGACAGAGCUGAGAAACUCAAGGAAUAUCUUAAGAAAGAUCGUAAGAAGAAACCUGUGAAGGAUGGAGAAUCAAAUUCAAAGAGUGAAGAUAAGAAGAGUGAUAGUGACAGUGAUUCAGAUGAUCCAGAAAAGAAAAAAUUGCAAGGAAAGCUAGAGGGUGCCAUUGUGGUCGAGAAACCCCAUGUCAAGUGGAGUGAUGUCGCUGGACUCGAAGCAGCCAAGGAAGCAUUGAAAGAGGCUGUAAUCUUACCCAUAAAGUUCCCACACCUAUUCACAGGCAAAAGAAUCCCCUGGAAGGGUAUUUUGCUCUUUGGCCCCCCUGGUACUGGUAAAUCGUAUUUAGCUAAAGCUGUGGCUACUGAAGCUAAUAAUUCUACAUUCUUCUCUGUCUCAUCAUCUGACCUGGUUUCCAAAUGGCUCGGUGAGUCUGAGAAGCUUGUGAAAAACUUGUUUGAGCUUGCCCGUCAACACAAACCGAGUAUCAUUUUCAUUGAUGAAAUAGACUCUUUGUGUUCAUCACGUUCUGACAACGAAUCUGAAUCUGCCAGGAGGAUAAAAACUGAAUUCCUCGUACAGAUGCAAGGUGUUGGAAAUGACAUGGAUGGCAUUCUUGUGCUCGGAGCUACAAAUAUUCCAUGGGUACUUGAUGCUGCCAUAAGGAGGAGAUUUGAGAAGCGUAUCUAUAUAGCACUGCCCGAAGAGCAUGCUCGUUUGGACAUGUUUAAAUUGCAUCUUGGUAAUACAAGACACCAGCUAAGCGAGACUGAUAUUAAAGUGUUGGCAGAAAAAACUGAUGGUUACUCGGGAGCUGACAUAAGUAUUGUGGUCCGUGAUGCGUUGAUGCAACCGGUGCGAAAAGUUCAAUCUGCUACACACUUCAAGAAAGUUUCCGGCCCUAGUCCAACAGAUCCCGAUGUUAUUGUUAACGAUUUAUUGACUCCAUGCUCGCCCGGCGAACCCGGUGCACUUGAAAUGACUUGGAUGGAUGUGCCAAGUGACAAACUCGGAGAGCCGCCUGUUACAAUGUCUGAUAUGCUUAGAUCUCUAGCCACUUCUAAACCGACAGUCAAUGAUGAUGACAUGGUUAAGCUAAAGAAGUUUAUGGAUGACUUUGGUCAAGAAGGUUAACCUUAGUUUGCAAUUAUUUACAGUUCAACUAAUUUUUAUGACAAAUUACAACAAUAUUGCUGUGGAGGUGUAAUUUUUCAUUGUGUCAUGCUUCUUGGUGGCCACUGACCUCUGUUGCAUAAUUUUAAUAAUGUUAAUCUAUAUUUCAAAUUCAGGAGAAUUUCGGGUUCAGGACAAUUUAUGAAUUUCAAUUUGGCUCAAGUCCAUUUAAGGAUGCAUCACCGAAUAUAGCGUUCUUGUAGGAUGCUAUAUUUUAGAAAUCAGUCAGGGGUAUCUUAAUAUAUAAAUACGAAAGGUUUCUUUCUUCACAAAAUCUCUAAAACUGUUAGACAUACACCAAUGAAAUUUGGCACGGAGGUAGUUAUAAUUAGUAGGUGUCUGCUAAGAACGGAUUUCGCAGUAGGGCCUGAUUCAGGUGGUCAAAGGACGGACAAAGUCACAGGUGUCCGCUAGUAUUUUAAAAAGAAGUAGGCCAUCAUGGGAUGCCUAGCAGAUGUGAAACAUCUAGAAGUAUGUUCCUGUUCAGUUCAGUUAGAGCCUCAAUAGCUGAACGGUAAGAGCGGUCAGACUCAUUACUGGAGGGCUGGUGGUUCGAUCCCCGCCCUGUUGGUCUAUUUUCGUACCCACUCCUAAUACACUCUUUCCUGACUAGUUGGAGGGUAAUGGGAAUAUUGGUCAUAUUAAAAAAAAGAUAAGGCAAAUAUUCUUCUUUUUCACAUUGGAUAAUGAUUAAUAUCUGACAACCAUUUAUUAUAGUCGAUGCAUCACAGCAUUUCCUGUCACAUUUUUUACUGACAAGGUAAACCAAUUUCACAUUAAUGACUUGCCAAAUCAGUGUGCAUUUAACAUCUAGUAAGUGUUAUGAGAGCUAUUAACUGGCAGAUUUCACUGUAAAGUUGAACUAUUAAGUUAAAUUGUCUGCGUGUAAAGUGUUUUUCAGUCAUGGGUACAGUGACAGUUUGCUGUGAUUCACGAUAAUAGUACAUAUUAUGAACGUCAUAAGGCAAUUGUCACUGUAACCAUGCUAUCUGAAGAACACUUUAGUGUCUGUAAGUUUUAACUGUACAGUUUUUUCCAAUGAUUUUAAUUGAAAUUUACAUUAGUUAAAACUACAGUUAAAAAGUAAAACUUGUAACCCAGGUAAGUUAUUAAUGGAUAUGACCUCUUAUAAUAAAAGAACACACAAUAAUGUAGAAAAUGACAUUUAAAAACUGGCCAAUUUUGCUUUCAAGAAAAUUAUACCUAAAGACCUUUAAAUGACUCAUUGAAAUCACAAAUUCAGAGCAAAUUCAACCUUAGGGAUUAAGUUUAAGGUUGAAUUUGCAAAUGCGACUACUUGAAUUGAGUGCCAAGAAGUUGUGUUUGGAACUCAUUGAGUGGGGGCGUUUUUUGGUUGCUGAUUGUGCAUCCACUUUUUAAUGAAGAUUGAUGUGGAUAACAAAAAGAAAUCAUAUUUCAAUGCUAUUUACAAAACUUGUUGAACUGUAAGCAACUCUUAAAAAUAUUAUAGAUGCAUAGUGCCUAUAUUUUUGCAAGAGCUUAUUGUAAUUAUUUUAUAAAUAUAAUUAUAUUUUUACUUGCUUUUUUUCACUUUUAUUGCCAUAAUCACUUCAUUGAUGUCAUUGUAACCACUAUGUUUAAAAGUCACAGAAAAUACAGAAUUUAAACAUUUGUUGAAUAAAGGAGAUAGAGAAGAUAAGGCAUUUACUUCAUAUUUGUGUAAUUAAUAUUGAGAUGCAUAAUAAAAAGUUAAAUAUUGCAAACAUGUUAAAUGUAUUAUCUACAUGAAAAAAUAAUUUUAAUAAAGUAUAUUAUGUGUUAGUGUAUUGUAAUUUUGAUAGUUUAACAUAAUAUUAAUUCUUCAAAUAUAAAUUAUUUUAUUCUUCAAAACAACAGGGUUUUGAUAUUUGACUCAAUUUUGUUUUAUUAUUAUUAAAUGGAUUCUUGUUAUGUAAAUAUGAAUAAAAUUUAAAUGCCUUUGUAAAAUUAAAAUUAAACACAUAAACUUUAAAAACAAACACUUAGUAAUUGUGUUACCUAUCUAUAUUACACCUGAUAUAAUUUUAAUACAAUUCUCUUACUAAGAUUAUGUAAUGUAUAUCUCUUGUUUUUUUAUAUUGUGUCUCAAAAAAGAAUUGUGUUGAUUUUUAAGUUAGGUAUAUAUAAAAUGUAUUUUUUUUCAUUUCUAUGUUACUACCUAAGUGAAUUAAUUAAAUUCUUAUUAACAUUA